CACACACACACAAAAAAGAGCUGCAACAAAGAUGAAGUUUUUGGUGGGGAUGGUGGUAGGUUGGAUCUACGGUAUGAUCUACCACAACGAAUUUGGGCAGAGUUCACCUAAACCAGUUAAGGCGGCGGCGGCGCCGCCGGCGGUGCCACCUCAGGUGGAUGACGAGGAAUUCACGGUCGAAACACGAGACCCUCCGCCUGCGCACUUCAUUAGCAAGAUCGAAUCGUUUUCCUUGCUUACCACUUAUAAGAUUAAGAAAUACGAAACACGUGAAUUUGUCGCCGGAGAUCACAAAUGGAAACUCAUAAUCCAUCCCGAGGGUAUAAAAGACAAUAACUAUGUGUCCGUAUACUUGGCCAUGACCGAAACAAGUUCUCUGCCCGCAAAUUGGGAGGUUAAUGCCAUCUUCACCAUUUUUUUGCUAAAUCAAAUCUCCGACAAGUAUAUGUGUUUUCGAGGAAAAUUGCGGCGUUUUAAUCAAUUGAAGUCGACAUGGGGAUUUUCCAAAUUAAUAACUAAGAAAAAAUUGAGAGAUGAAUUGAACGGAUACAUUGUUGAUGAUAGUUGCGUAUUUGGAGCCGAGGUUUUUGUGGUGAAAAGCGAACGAGUAGUGGAGUGUGUGUCUCUACUCAAAGUGUAUCCACAGAAACGUCAAUUGAAGAUUCCCGACUUAUCCGGAUCGGGAGCUUGCAAAACUUCCGAAGAAUUCUCCUCCGGAGAUUACAAGUGGAGGGUUUUGUUAUAUCCAAACGGAAACGAAAACGAAAAGGGGCAAAGCGUAAGUAUAUAUUUGGAGUGUGUUAGUGCCAAGAGCUUCGGUCCGCAUCAGAAGCUCAAGGCAGAGUAUUGCAUGCGCCUUAAAGGCAAGAACGAUGCUACCUGCUCCACCGAAAAAUUUUCGAGCUGGUUUACGUCUUCGACUUUGGCUUGCGGCACACAUGCAUUAACAAGGAUUGAUAAGUUGUUCGACGCAAAUAAAGGAUUCAUCGUCGAUGAUUGCUGCAUUGUCGAAACGGAAAUAUCCGUCCAAGCUGUCGUCUGAUAUAAGUUGAUUAUUUGAAUUUCUUUUUCCACAUAUUUGAUUUUUUACAUUGGAUUUCAAAUUCUUAAUUCUCUAUUU
Erythranthe guttata (spotted monkey flower) is the source of this 1120-nucleotide messenger RNA. RefSeq names its product ubiquitin C-terminal hydrolase 12. Lineage: Eukaryota; Viridiplantae; Streptophyta; Magnoliopsida; Lamiales; Phrymaceae. The record is from RefSeq and is a predicted model, not a curated record. Gene Ontology annotation, molecular function: protein binding.